AUGUCGCAACGAGUUGCUACCUCAACUAUACUUGGAAGAGUAAUACAAUACAAAUAUCAUGAUCCAAAAGCUGUAUACAAUGCAAGAGACAUAAUUACUGAUAUGAAUAAACAAUUUGGACUUGAUUUGAUAUACUGGAAAGCACAUCGAGCAAAGUUAAAAGCAUUGAAAAUGGUUAGGGGUGAUCCCACAGAAUCCUAUGCUAAGAUACCAAGAUAUUUGCACAUGUUGACACAAUCAAAUCCAAGAUCUAUUGUCAGUUUACAAAAAACAGUCGAUGGACAUUUUCACUAUGCUUUUGUGGCUUUAAAUUCUUCAAUACAAGGUUGGGUAAAUUGCAGGGCAAUUGUAAUUGUUGAUGGUAGCUUUCUCAAAGCAGCUUAUCAUGGAACAUUUCUAAUUGCUAGUUGUCAAGACGCUGGAGGACAUAUAUUACCAUUCGCAUACGCAAUUGUUGAUUCCGAGAAUAAUGCAUCAUGGCAAUGGUUUUUUGAAAAGUUCAAGGAAGCGUAUGGAGUGAGGGAUAAAAUGUGUUUUGUAUCAAAUAGGCAUCAAUGCAUAAUUAGAGCUAUAUCGGUUAUAUUUCCAGAUUUACCACAUUACGCAUGUAUGUGGCAUGUGUGGAAAAACAUCAAAGAAAAUUUCAGGAGGAACCAAUUACAAUUAAGGGAAAUAUAUUAUGCAAUGGCUCGCGCAUACACUGUGCAAGAUUUUGAUUACUAUAUGGUUGAAGUUAAUCGAAUUGAUCAUUGA
Messenger RNA from Solanum stenotomum, 753 nucleotides. RefSeq lists its product as uncharacterized. The transcript is spliced from 2 exons. Bases 1 to 753 code for a protein of 250 amino acids. Lineage: Eukaryota; Viridiplantae; Streptophyta; Magnoliopsida; Solanales; Solanaceae. The record is from RefSeq and is a predicted model, not a curated record.